AAUUCGCAUGACGCCGGCCAUGAACUGAUGCAUCCGAUCAUCAAGUCGUUGGAUUUGUACAGGAUUGCUUCAAUUGAUUUMUCGUAAUUCUUCCGAUUUUCUCGCUAUGCCACUAUACUAUAGUCUUAUCGCWAGAGGAACAACCAUCUUGGUGGAUUAUGCAGAAACGACCGGAAAUUUUCAACAAGUUGCAGCUAGCAUUUUGGAGAAAAUCCCUUCUCGCGAUACAAAGUGCACAUAUUUGUCGGGAAGCUAUCAGUUUCAUGUCAUUGUAGAGGAUGGUUUAGUAUUCCUUUGUAUGGCYGAGAAGGAAUUUGGGAUGAUGCAACCAUAUGGGUUUUUAGAAGAGAUUAAAAGGAGAUUUUGCAAUUCAAGCCUGAAACACAGAGCACAACAUGCACAUGCCUUUGAGUUUAAGAGAGAUUUUGCACAGGUUUUAGCAUCACAAAUGACAGCAUAUUCUGAACCAGAAGGACCUACAAGUGAUAAUCUUGGUAAAGUAAAAAGAGAAGUUCAGGAUGUCAAGAAUGUCAUGACAAAAAAUAUUGAAAAAGUACUAGAAAGAGGUGAAAAAAUUGAUGUUUUGGUGGAUAAAGCAGAAAGUCUUGAUCACAGUGCUCAAACCUUUCAAAGACAUUCAUCUCAACUAAGGAAAAAAAUGUGGUGGCAGAACACUCGAAUGUGCCUUAUUCUCAUACUCCUGUUAGCUCUUAUUAUAACUGCAAUAGUUUUAAUAGCUUUAGCCGUAGAAAAGAAACUAUAGAAAUAAAAUAUGCUAUUGACGGACACAAUUGUUUGCUAACUCAUCUCGUAUUUCGGAGAGUUUGAGUAAAAGGAGUUUUAUGCAUCGAUUUCUCACAAUAAAUAAUCGAAGAUACAACUAAUUGAAAAAACAUAGUCGGUUCCAAAAGGUGACAUYGUCAAAACUAAGAACGAAAGGAAAUAUGGGAAGAAUGUUACUUGCCAAAAGAUUGCUGAAAAAAAAUGACCUUCUCUAUGGGUAAUGAUGUAUGAAAACAUGUUUAGCCAAAUAUGAUUUGAAUUUGAGUGCUUACAUUUCCUUGCGUUGUUCUGAGCUUCGAUGAUAUCACAUUUUUAGACCCGACAGCUUUUUUUCAAAUAGGUGUAUUUCUAUGAAUUUGAUAGUAUGAUAGUAUUUAAAAAUUUCUAGUAGAUGCCGAAAAAGUUAUUUUAUAUGGGUACGUAUAACUACCAAAAUUCGCAACCAAAAUCCAUGUUCAAAAUUAAAUCAUCUUUACGUCUAUGAUAUCUUUUAUGUGAUUUAUCUUCCACGGCUUUGGUAAUUCUAGAAGCGUAAAGAUUGUGUCCCCUGUAUCCUAUGUGGCAUUUAUAUACUAAUACAUAUUGAAACCCUUUUUAAAUUAUGGGCAUUGAUUGAGAUAAGGGU
This is a messenger RNA of Exaiptasia diaphana, 1408 nucleotides long. RefSeq names its product vesicle-associated membrane protein 7B. Bases 107 to 763 code for a protein of 218 amino acids. Gene Ontology annotation, cellular component: SNARE complex; membrane. Lineage: Eukaryota; Metazoa; Cnidaria; Anthozoa; Actiniaria; Aiptasiidae. The record is from RefSeq and is a predicted model, not a curated record. Gene Ontology annotation, biological process: exocytosis; vesicle fusion. Gene Ontology annotation, molecular function: SNAP receptor activity; SNARE binding. The transcript has 6 exons.